AUAAUAACAACAACUAAGAUUAUACCUUACAAAUUUGCAAAGAAAAUGUCAACUACUAAAAUCGACUUCGGGCCGAAGGAGUUUUACUAAACUGUCAGAUUUUCUCAUGACACUUCUACAAAAAUAGGUUGCACUAAAAAGUUUUCACCAUUGUAUAUUCUAAUGAAUAAAUAAGUCACGAGAGGUUCAACGUGGCAGCGGUGUCUAACUGAUACUUAAACAAUUUUGGAAGUCGAAACUUCAUGGCGUUUCAUAUGUCAUUACUAUGAUAAUACGACCUGUUCUAUCAACAUUACUGAUAUUAAUGCUACCACCUUAUGACCACUGAAAUAUUUUAUAAAUAUAUACGCUUUAAUAUAGCGGAUGUGAGAGCACGAUGUCACGAACGACUGAUUCAUAAAAAAUGCUUACGACAGCGAAGUCUGUAUUUAAUUGUGAGUAUAUAAUGAAUUAUAUCUUGUUUAUUGCAUGGUGUAAGUAGCGAUAAGCAAAACUUUACGAAUAGCGCAAACAAAUUACAAUGAGUUUUAAUCAGGUGGAAGACAGAAAGGUUAUUAAGCAGAAAGAAUAUGGAUAAAACUCAAAAAUCCUUAUUCCAGUUUUUCACAGGUAUCAAUAUAAUUAUAAGAAAAAUCAAUUCACAGGCGAAAACGGUCGCCAGAAAAUAACUAGUUAUGGCUCUCCAACGCAUAUAUGGCGAAAUUGUGCGUUUUACUAGAUUCAUUUAAGCACCAGUAGUUACGCUGAAGUUGACUGCGCCUAAUAGUGUAGUUUUUUUUAUUUUUACGAUUGCAUAUUUUAUUUAUGUAAAAGCUCGAUUUGCAGGCAUUUAUUAGUUAAUCUUACGAGGAAAAGAGAAGGAUCGUGUUCUGUCUCCGCCCCGAGCUCUCCGGCCCAAUCCACGCUGUGCUGUCUAACUUGUGGCUUGUCUUUAUAAAAAGGCACUUUGCAAGUGCGCUCCAGUCUUCAAAACUCACGGGCAACUUGGAAAUAAUACAGAAAGGGAACAUUCUCGCGUUUUUGUCCACAGAGGUUUAAACAAAUCGCAUCGACGUUCGUUAUUCAAGAGAUGAAAAGCUCGCAGACUUGAAGCGGUAUGAUUGCGAGGUAACUUAUUAUUUUUCUGGAAAGCGCUCGUGCUUGUUAUAAAUAACAGCUUGAAUUGUCAAAGGGACAUUCGGCUAACUUUUUUCUUUUUAUGCUUGCUGGAGCAAAUCAAAUUUGUAGCUAUUGUGUUUUCUUCAACUCGUACUGGAAGGUUAUUUUAUUCAGCCAGGGCAGGCUGAAACCUUCCUUCAUUCAGCUGACAAUUUCACCUGUAGUCGUCCACCUAAUACUUUCGUAUGAAUCUACUCGACCCCUUUUUAAAAAUGACAGACGAGCAAGAUAAGUGUCUAUCUGACGUGCCGAGCCCGAGUAUGUCAGAGGAUUCUGCUGGGUCUCCUUGUCCUUCCGGAUCUGGGUCUGACGCCGAGAACACACGCCCGCGCGACAACAGCCUGGCCAGAGCGGACGGUCAGCUGGUCGAAUUCAAGAAGGACGAGGAUGACAAAUUCCCCGUCUGCAUCCGCGAGGCGGUGUCCCAGGUGCUGAAGGGCUACGACUGGACCCUCGUGCCCAUGCCCGUAAGGGUGAACGGAUCCAGCAAAAACAAGCCGCACGUGAAGCGACCCAUGAACGCCUUCAUGGUGUGGGCGCAAGCCGCGCGCAGGAAGCUGGCGGACCAGUACCCGCAUCUUCACAACGCCGAGCUCAGCAAGACGCUCGGGAAGCUGUGGAGAUUGCUGAACGAGGGAGAAAAACGUCCGUUCGUCGAGGAGGCCGAGCGCCUGCGCGUGCAGCACAAGAAAGAUCACCCCGAUUACAAGUACCAGCCUAGGCGGAGAAAGUCCGCGAAGAACGGGCAGGGCGAGGGCGAGGACGGCUGCGAGCAGACCCACAUCUCACCCAACGCGAUCUUCAAGGCACUGCAGCAGGCGGAUUCGCCCGCGUCCAGCUUGGGCGAGGUGCACUCCCCAGAAGAACAUUCAGGGCAGUCCCAGGGCCCCCCCACCCCGCCCACCACCCCGAAAACGGACACGCAGCAGCCGGGCAAAGUGGAGCUGAAGAGGGAGGGGCGCCCCCUGCAGGAGGCGGGCGGCGUUGCCGGAGCGACCGGGCGGCAGCUCAACAUCGACUUCCGGGACGUGGACAUCGGCGAGCUGAGCAGCGAGGUCAUCUGCCACAUCGAGACCUUCGACGUCAACGAGUUCGACCAGUACCUGCCGCCCAACAGCCAUCCGGGCGUGUCCGUCUCCGCUGGGGGGGCGGCGGCGCCCUACGGGGGGAGCUACGGGGCGGGGCAGGCGUCCGGAGGGGGAGGGGCGCACGGCUGGAUGUCCAAACAGCAGCAGCAGCAGCAGAACCCCCCGCUCUCUGCCCUGGGGGGGGAGCAGAGGCCCACGCACAUUAAGACGGAGCAGCUGAGCCCCAGUCACUACAGCGAGCAGCAGCAGGGCUCGCCGCAGCCAAUCAGCUACGGCUCCUUCAGCCUGCAGCACUACGGCUCCGCCCCCGCCGCCUACCCUGGGGUGGCGGCGCCGCGCGCCCCGCAGUACGAGUACUCCGACCACCAGGGCGGCGCCACCUCCGGCGGCUCCUACUACGGCCAGGCAUCCGGCCUCUACUCCGGCUUCGCCUACAUGGGCCCCCCCGGCCAGAGGCCCAUGUACACCCCCAUCGCCGACACCGCGGGGGUCCCCUCCGUCCCCCAAAACUCACACAGCCCCCAGAGCUGGGAACAGCAGCCUGUGUACACACAGCUCUCCAGGCCCUGAGGGAGAGAGGGGUAGGGGGAGACACAAAGAGAGAGGGAGAGAGGGAUGGGGAGAGACAGAGGGAGGGGGAGAGAGGGAUGGGGAGAGACAGAGAGAUGGGGAGAAAGAUGGGAGAGACAGGGGAAGAGAGAAGGAGAGAGAGAGAGGGAGUGUGUCGACACCAGGUUUGGGGUGGGGUGGGGGCCUAAAUUACUUUUCAAUUUAAUACAGGACACGUACUUAAAAUUUAGUUCCUGAAUUGAAUUUUAAAAAUGUCCAUGUUCCAUGACUGUUCACACGCACACACACACGCACACACACGCACACACACACGCGCACACACACACACACACACACACGCACACACGCACACCUGGUGGGGAUGUCGGGGGAAUUGAGCAGUCUGACCCCAGAGGCUGGAGAGGUCUCAGCGAGCCAGAGCUAGACACACCGGAGACACGCGAUGAGAAAAGCUGGACUUGAAACCUGAAAAUAUGCGAAUGGUUCACGCUGUGCCUUCAUACGAGGACUUGUGAUAAUUAUAUAUAUAAAUAUAUAUUUUUAGCCAUAAUUUACAACAGAAGAAAAAAGGAAAUAUAUAAUCCUCUGUGAGGACGUAUUAAUAAUUGUUUUAGUAUGUACUGUGUAUGUUUUUUUUUCUUCCUUUUUUGUUUUUGAAGUUAAUUUUUUGGGGGUGGGGGAUUUAUACCUUCUUUUUUAAUUUUUUUAAAGCAUUCUUCUUUUUUGUUUGUUUUUUUCCUGAAUCUGCUACAAACCACUUUCUGUAGUGCAGUCUCUUCAAGGCCUUAUUUCUUUUCUGACAUAUUUUUAUACAGUCAGUAAACGUAUCCCUUUUCUUUCUUCAUCUUUUUUUUUUUUUUGAAAACUCUGCCGUGUGUUGCGCUUUUGGUUCUGCAUACGUUUCUGUAUAUAACACUUUUAAAAGGUGAUAAAAUAAGAUGUACUAAGUAUGUGGAUCGGAAAAUUACCAGCCUGAGACAGCCAUGUCUGUUCUUUUUAAUUUAACGAUCUGGUCACCAAAGGUCCUGCCUGGCGUUUCUUAAAUUUCGCCCCGCGGACCGUCCGAGUUGUUUAAACUCACCGUGCAAGGUUACGUCAGAUGUAGGAGUAGUUCAGUUUUGUUUUUGUUUGUUUGUUAGUUUUUUUCGUCGUCUGUUAAAGAUGCAAGAAGUUUACACCAGAGGUGCCUGUUUGUUUCCGUGGCGAUGGCCAUGCCAUCGCACACUGAAGUAACUACAGCUGAGACUAUACUUCACUUUCUGACAGGAAGUGCUGAGACUAUACUUCACUUUCUGACAGGAAGUGCUGAGACUGUACUUCACUUUCUGACAGGAAGUGCCAGCAGCCACAGGAAGUGACCUUUGACCCCCCUCCGUGACUGUUCCCCGCAGGCCACAGCCAUGUUUGUCUUUAAUUACAGACCCCCCAACCCCCCCCCCCCCCCCCCCC
This is a messenger RNA of Anguilla anguilla (European eel), 4265 nucleotides long. RefSeq names its product SRY-box transcription factor 9a (gene sox9a). Gene Ontology annotation, cellular component: nucleus. The transcript has 3 exons. Bases 1344 to 2816 code for a protein of 490 amino acids. The record is from RefSeq and is a predicted model, not a curated record. Gene Ontology annotation, biological process: heart development; negative regulation of transcription by RNA polymerase II; morphogenesis of an epithelium. Gene Ontology annotation, molecular function: DNA-binding transcription factor activity, RNA polymerase II-specific; RNA polymerase II cis-regulatory region sequence-specific DNA binding. NCBI's taxonomy places the organism in Eukaryota, Metazoa, Chordata, Actinopteri, Anguilliformes, Anguillidae.